ACCAAAAAAUUGUCAAUAGUCAUGCAUAUAGCACCAACUUCCGAUUGUGAGAUCGAGAAAGUUAAAAAUAGAAAAAAUUUUAAGUUAAGAAGUGUUGAAAAAAGAAAAAUGCAUGUCCUGAUGGAUUAUUUAGAGCAAUGCUUUCAAAUAAUGACAGUGGUUGUAAUAGCCGAACUGAUUAGACGUUGUUGCCGCAUUAUCUUUGAGUAUUGGAAAUAUGCCAACCACUAUGAAGACGAUAAUAAAUUACUGGAAAUAACGAAACGAUCGUUUAGCAUGAAUAUAAGCACCUCUAUAGGUUUUAUAGUUUUUUUAUUUGUUGCCUUCGUCUGUGUUCUUAGUCGCGGCAGCCGGCCACCUUUAUACUUUUUUACAUUUAUGCCACUGUAUUGGAUAUUUAUGGGCCUGGCUGUGGGGCAUUCGCAUUUAAACUAUGCCGAUUGGAUACGAGAGCCGCAUGGUUUAGAUUAUGCCGAGGGUAUGGCUUCGAAUUAUUUCCAUGGCUAUUUAAAACUAAUACUGCCCACACAUGAUAACGAUACUGGUAUUAAGGAACGUAUGCAGUUGUAUGAGAAUAAGCAUAAAGUUAAAUUUGCCGUUAAACGUUUGUUUAUCCUAGUGCCUAAUACAAUGUUUAUUAAUUCCAAAAUUGAAAGUAAAAUAUUGCAAAAGGAUGGUGUAAUGCCUUUAGAAACUGUUGUUAAAAAUCGUGCUGGUGUAUCGAGACCCUUUAAAAAUGAUGUUUAUCGUUUUAAUAGAACUAUAGAUGGUACCUACUAUUAUGUGGCCAUGGAAGGCGCCACACCUAUGUUAUCAUUUUUCGAAGCCUUAAGCUUUCAACCGUCCACCACCUGGCAAAUGAAAGAAAUGAAACGAGAAAUACUCUUAAAAUUCUAUAAACAUUUAAAAUAUCUUUUAAAUAAAUGGCCUGAAACACAGGGAAAGGCAGAGGUGAUACUUUAUAACAGUUAUAAAGCUGAUGGACGUCCGCAAGAUGUGGGUGAUGUUUUGUUGAGUUACAUUACCAAUAUGUGGCAUAAGGGAGAAUUCUAAAAUGUGCUUGUAAAAAGCUCUCUAUGGUUGGGAUACCAACAAUAAAAUGAAAUUUAAUAUUUAAUUGACUUUUUAACAAAAUUAUAUUUCAGUUUUUAUUUAAUAUAUUUUUAAGUGUUUAGGAAGUUGUUCUUCACGCUAAGUGCCAAAGCUCUCAAUAUACAAACUAAUGUAUAAUUUUGUAAAGUACACAUUUUAAAUAAAAUGUAUUUUCAGAAAAAAA
This is a messenger RNA of Lucilia cuprina (Australian sheep blowfly), 1276 nucleotides long. It is a transcript of the gene Sting, whose product is annotated as stimulator of interferon genes protein. Gene Ontology annotation, cellular component: autophagosome; endoplasmic reticulum membrane. NCBI's taxonomy places the organism in Eukaryota, Metazoa, Arthropoda, Insecta, Diptera, Calliphoridae. Gene Ontology annotation, molecular function: 2',3'-cyclic GMP-AMP binding; cyclic-di-GMP binding. The record is from RefSeq and is a predicted model, not a curated record. The transcript has 5 exons. Bases 22 to 1053 code for a protein of 343 amino acids. Gene Ontology annotation, biological process: positive regulation of macroautophagy; innate immune response; activation of innate immune response.